Messenger RNA from Cyphellophora europaea CBS 101466, 3246 nucleotides. RefSeq lists its product as uncharacterized. Gene Ontology annotation, biological process: protein polyubiquitination. Bases 1 to 3246 code for a protein of 1081 amino acids. The transcript has 3 exons. NCBI's taxonomy places the organism in Eukaryota, Fungi, Ascomycota, Eurotiomycetes, Chaetothyriales, Cyphellophoraceae. Gene Ontology annotation, molecular function: ubiquitin-ubiquitin ligase activity. Gene Ontology annotation, cellular component: nucleus; cytoplasm; ubiquitin ligase complex. The record is from RefSeq and is a predicted model, not a curated record.
AUGGCAGAGCCAAUGUCAGACGCGGACAAAAUCCGCAACAAGAGACUCGCCAAAUUACAACAGCCAUCGUCAGCACCCGCACAAGAUGGCGGCGAUGUAUCAGCCUCGCAGUCUUCAACGCCCCCACAAGUUCCUACACCUCAGAUGCCUACUCCGACUGAUACCCCGAGGCCUGCAGCCCCAUCCCCCGGCUCUACCACGCCUGCACCCACCACAACCAUACGGAUAUCGCCCGCAAACAUCACUCCUCAGAAACGAGAAAUGGAUGGGCUGGAGAGGCCUUCUUCACGGCCAGCAAGUGCUGCAGCGCAGAAACAGAACGAACCGAUCGAGCAAUAUGAAGACCGCACACUACGAAGUAUCUUCCGGCUGACCUUGGAUUCCUCACAAGCCAAAGAUGCCAGUGGCAAUACAGUCUACCCCAUUCCGAACCUGCGGGAAGAGCUGGAGUCUGAUAGCAAGCCGCUCCUAUUGAGUCUUGAGGCUCUUGAGCAAGCAAUCAUGGAAGGCGGCCAGAACCUGGGCAAAGUCAAGCCUCAUGACUGGCUACUGGCAUGCUGGAAGCGAGUGAACAGAAUGGGUCGUAACGUGCGGGAAAAGACACCUGAGAACCAGAAGUGGGCAAUCAUCGUCGAAGCUCGAAGGUUAUGUUUGAGCUGGGCCAUUUUCUCCAUGACCAUGCCCGAUAUGUUUGGCCAGGAAUACGAUGGUACCGUUGCGCUUGCUGAUCACCUACUGGCAGAUGAAGAGGACGAUAGGGGCGUGGACCUCGAAUUCCUGACUGAGAUCGCAUUUCGCUUUGAGGAAGACGAAGCACUCAAGCAUGCCGUCGUGGGUGCUGUAGAAGAACAUGCGCGACGACUGGCAAAGAUGACGAUGAACAGCGAGUAUCAGCGCUACACUGGUAGCCUCCGGCGCGUAAUACGCUUCAAGCCUAUCGCUCUCGCAAUCGCGCAAUCGUCUAUGUUCGUCGACGCAUCUGUGUCGCCCGCUACUCUUGAGGCAUCAACGCUUUUAGGCCCAUACUUCGCCAUCUCGCCCCUCCAGUCGGAAGUUACCAGGCAAUUCUUCCCCGGACCAAAAACACUUGACCCAAGCCGUAUAAGAAACGCCCAACAAGCAUUACAAAUGUCCUUGAGGACCCAUCAGGCUGAGCUGUUCGACAUUGCGAACACCUUGGUCCGUUCAUCGGAAGCUGUGCGUGAGCGGAUUUUGGACUGGUUUGCCCUUGUCGUCAACUCUAAUCACAAGCGGCGAGCCAUGAGGGUGGACAUGUCCACUGUCUCUAGCGAUGGCUUCAUGAUCAACGUUAACACAAUUCUCGACCAGCUCUGUGAGCCAUUCAUGGAUGCAAGCUUCUCUAAAAUUGAUAGGGUUGAGAUCGACUACCUGCGCCGGAAAUCCCGAGUCGACCUGAAGGAUGAAACCAAGAUCAAUGCCGAUCAACACGAAUCAGAUGCAUUCUAUAACACACCUGCCACCGGGAAGAACAACUUCAUCUCAGAAUGCUUCUUUCUGACCGCCGCUGCCCAUCAUUACGGGACCGAGGCGGCCAGAAAUCGUCUAAAGGACAUGGACCGUGAGCUAAAACACAUGGGGAAGCAGAUCGAGCAGUUCGAGACAGAACGUCACAAGUAUGUGAACAACCCAAUGCAGCUGCAGCAGUUCGAAACGGCACUCAAGAAGUUCAAGGACCAGUACGACAAGGGCCUAGCGUACAAGUAUUCCGUGCAAGGUGUACUCCUCGACGAACUAGCCCAGACGCGAUCCAUGCAGUUCAUGCGUUUCGUUACUGUCUGGCUCCUUCGACAAGUCUCGCCGAACGGCAAGUACCCAACCGAAGCGCUCACGUUGCCAUUGGCCAAGGAGCAACCGGAACGCUUCAAGUGCUUGCCCGAGUACUUUCUGGAUAUGAUUAGCGGCAACUUUGGCUUCAUCAUGUACAACCUUCCUCAGGUCAUUUCGGCACACCAGUCAGAGGAGCUGAUCAUGCUAUGCAUUACCUUCCUCCGGAACUCGGAAUACAUCAAGAACCCGUAUCUCAAGGCGUCUUUGGUCACUAUUCUUUUCCGCGGGACAUGGACCUGGCGUCAAGGCGGACGAGGAAUUCUCGCAGACCAAUACAACAGUAUGGACUUCGCCAUGAAGCAUCUCUUGCAUUCACUUAUGAGGUUUUUCAUCGAAGCGGAGUUCAUGGGUGGGCAUGGCCAAUUCUUCGACAAGUUCAAUGUGCGAUUCGAGAUCUUCCAGAUCAUCAAAUGCAUCUGGCCAAAUACGAUAUACCGGGACAAACUUCUACGAGAAGCGAAGGUCAACAUAGAAUUUUUUGUCCGAUUUGUGAAUUUACUGUUGAACGACGUCACUUUCGUCCUAGACGAGUCGUUUACGUCGUUCCACUCGAUCUACGACCUUACGAACGAGCUUGCUAGAGCUGGCACGACACUGAGCGAGGAGCAGCGAGGAGAGAAAGAAGAAGCGCUGGAGUCAGCGAAGGGCAAAGCCAAAUCAUACAUGCAACUGACAAACGAGACUGUUGAUAUGCUGAAGCUCUUCACGGAAGCUUUGUCCGAUGCCUUCACCAUGCCAGAGAUUGUGCAGCGGCUGGCUGACAUGUUGGACUACAAUCUCGAUGCUAUGGUUGGGCCCAAAUCGUCGUCCCUCAAGGUGGACAACUUGCAGGAGUACAACUUCGACCCUCGAAAGCUCCUCAGCGAGAUCGCGGAUGUCUAUCUCAACCUGCGUAACAAGGAGAACUUUAUUCUGGCCGUUGCGCGCGAUGGUCGGUCAUAUAAGCCCGAAAACUUCGUCAAUGCGGCAGCCAUCAUGCAGAAACGUGUGCUCAAAUCUCCAGAAGAGAUCCGAGUUUGGAACAAGCUCAUUGAACGAAUUGCAAAAGCGAAGCAGGAAGACGAUGAUGCCGAAGCAGAGCUUGGCGAGAUUCCGGAAGAGUUCCUUGACCCGCUAAUGUAUACCCUUAUGGAGGAUCCGGUUAUUCUGCCCGUCAGCAAGACUAUCAUGGAUCGCAGCACUAUCCGAAGUCAUCUCCUGAGCGAUCCUCAUGACCCGUUCAAUCGCGUCCCCCUGGUUAUAGAGGACGUCAUCCCUGCAACGGAGAUGAAGGAUCGGAUCGAGCAGUUCAAAAACGAGCGUAUGGGCGACAAAAAGAAAGGGUUCGUCGAUACAGUGACGCAAGAAGCUCCCAAGUCACGCGAGGAAGCGGAUGCCAUGGAUGUGACAGAUGGUUAG